Strigops habroptila (Kakapo) is the source of this 3774-nucleotide messenger RNA. It is a transcript of the gene GOSR2, whose product is annotated as golgi SNAP receptor complex member 2. The record is from RefSeq and is a predicted model, not a curated record. Bases 79 to 717 code for a protein of 212 amino acids. Gene Ontology annotation, biological process: intra-Golgi vesicle-mediated transport; vesicle fusion. Lineage: Eukaryota; Metazoa; Chordata; Aves; Psittaciformes; Psittacidae. Gene Ontology annotation, molecular function: SNARE binding; SNAP receptor activity. The transcript is spliced from 6 exons. Gene Ontology annotation, cellular component: late endosome membrane; ER to Golgi transport vesicle membrane; Golgi apparatus.
GUCGGCGGGGUCGGAAGCGGGCGGUGGCGACGUGGGUCGUGGCGGAGCGGCGGCGGGGCGCGGGGGGCUGCCGCCGGCAUGGAGGGGCUGUACCACCACACCAACAAGCAAGUCCAUGAGGUCCAGUCUUACAUGGGGCGCCUGGAGACUUCAGACAAAGAGUCAGUACACUUGGUAGAAAAUGAAAUUCAGGCAAGAAUAGACAAUAUAUUCAGCAACUUGGAACGUCUGGAAAUCCUGUCCAGCAAAGAGCCUCCCAAUAAGCGACAGAAUGCUAAACUCCGAGUUGACCAGCUCAAGUAUGAUGUUCAGCACCUGCAGACAGCUCUGAGGAACUUCCAACAUCGCCGUUAUAUCCGGGAGCAGCAGGAGCGACAGCGAGAGGAGUUGCUUGCACGUACAUUCACUACUAAUGACUCUGACACCACCAUACCGAUCGACGAAACAUUACAGUUUAAUGAAUCCCUCCAGAAUGCCCAUCGUGGCAUGGAUGAUCUUAUUGGCAGUGGGACCAACAUCCUUCAGGGCCUGAGGGACCAGAGAGUGACAUUAAAGGGUACUCACAAGAAGAUCCUGGAUGUGGCCAACAUGUUGGGCUUAUCCAACACAGUGAUGCGGCUGAUCGAGAAGCGAGCCUUUCAAGAUAAAUACUUCAUGAUUGGGGGAAUGAUUCUGACUUGUGUCAUUAUGUUUCUUGUCGUGCAGUAUCUGACAUGAGCUACUGAACUAUUAUCAGAGGAGAUGGUCUUCUGGAGCAAGAUGGACUGUCCUCCAAACUAUAUUUUCCUUUGAGUGCUGCUUUGGAUAAGCCCCUCCUGUGAACUCGUGUUCACAAAUCACACUCACGUGGGAAGCACGUAGGAAAACAAAUUUCUCUGGGGACACUGUAGUUGAGAAUGGCCCUAUAAAAAAUAACCCCAGCCCUUCCUGCUCUCACCAUAUUGUCUGCAAGUUUAAGAAUCUGUUAAGUAGGAAGCAGAAGUGAAAAUUUUACCCAGCUGUAUUGCAAGGUCCUUUGGGGUAGGGAUAGGUAGGGAUAAGAGGAUUCAAAGGCAGAGCAUAAGAUGUAGUGAGCCUUUCCUGUGCUAGCUAGAAGUGACCCUGAUCACUGUAUUUUGCCAUUGAAAGAAUGCCUCUGAGGAGAAUGUGCAUCACUUGUGGCGUGCUCCUGGGGAGCCAGUGUGCAGAAAGGUGGGAAGUAAAGGAUUCCCAUCUGCAAACUCACUAUUUUGCUGGAGGGAGAAGGAUUUGUGGGGAAGGGUUUUAAAGCACGGUUAUAACCUCAGCUAACUUUUUUUUUACACAUACAGUAUUAACCAGCUCAAACAUUGCUGUUUUAGGCUGAAAUGCUUCUCACUGAGGUAUGUUCUGGUACCUUUUUAUGCCCCGCUGCUUCCCAGUGGAAGCUGAAUGUUGUACUGCCUGCUUUCAGCCAGAUGCACAUCAAGCCUGUGUCAUCCCACUGUGCCUAGUACCAAAUCCAGCCUCUAAGACAUUUUUAAUACUAGUGCACAUCACGUUUUGGUGAGUUGUAUUCACUUUCUGAGGUGGUUGGUUGGGGUUUUGUGCUCUGUGGCUGGUAUUUGUUGAGUCUAUGAAGCAGGCAAGUCCUCACUGUGCUUAGAUUGAGGUUUCUGAUUUUUAUGUUCAUAGAGAUGGAAUGGGCUCUCUGUGCUGUUCAGAAUAACAGUGAGAUCAGGGCAACAGACCAUUCACUUAAAAUGAGUUGUGUCAAAAGAGUUUCCUGAAGUUACGUGCCUUGGGAUGGUAAAAACAUCCCUCGUGCUUGGGAAGGGUGUUCUUUGUGUUACCCUUUGUACCUGCAGAAUUACUGUGAAAGAUUCUCAUAGACAUCAUCUCACGGAGGUGGUGACAGCCAGCUUAGACGUAUCUCCUCAGUUGUAGGUAUCUACCCACAUUUACAGUCACAGUUAUAAAAUGCCUCAUUGUUUAAAUGUGGCACUUUCACUGCAGACUUGGGGGGGGCUCCAUUGGAAUGGCCUUCCUGAGAUUUUGGGCAUCAUUCAUUUCAAUCAGCCUUCAGAUACAUUCCCAUCCCAAUGUGUUUACAAGUCUGGAGCAUUUCCAGAUGUCCAGCAGUGGCACAGAAGGGUCAUAUUCAGAUGAUGUGGCAUAACGAUGGCAAUUCCUUGGUUUUUUUGUGUCUGGAGUGGUUGUGGGUCUCUUACUUAGUAACAGAUUACGAGUUCUGCAUUCUGUCUUUGCUGCAAUAAGCUUUGCUUUUAUUAUGUAGUUUGGAGAAAUGGUAUUAAUAACUGUACAAAGUGAAUUUGGGUUAAUAUGGGCAAGUGAAGCAGGAUUUAGCUGUUGUUUAUGUAGCUUGUUUACAGCUGCCUAACCGAAGUACUGACUGACCUAUGUGCUGUGGUGUAGCUUUAUGCCCAGAUGAGAGAACCCAGUUUGAUCUGCUGUUAUAGGCCAGUCAGCUUCAUACUUGGAACGCAGGGUGGGAGAAGAGCCAGGGCUCAGAGCACUAGCUGGUUGCUGCAGAUGCAGGAGUGGAGGCCAAGCUGCCCUCAGUGCCUAGAUAAAUCUCUCAAAUGGUUCAGCAGAAGAAAGCCUCAAUGCUUGUUAAAUAUCCAGUGUGCAGCACACCUUCUGGUUGUCCAUUUUGUGCUUCUCGAUGUGUUUGGUGCUUCUGAAGUGUUCUGUGCUCUGUGUUCCUCAGUCCACCAGGCCUUCCCAAGGAAACACGUUAGCAGACCAAGUACAGUCAUUUGAGGGACGAGAGAAUUAAAAGGAGAAGAAGUCUGCAGUGAUAAAUCACCUGCCUUGCUGUAUCUUUAAGCUAAAUCCUAAAUCUAAAUUAACCUUACAUUUAUUUUAAAUCUGAAACCUGAUAGAUUCAGCAUACUGUGCACUUGAGAGAUCCUCUUCUCUGAGAUCAGUUGGGCACCUUGAAAGGGAUCCUUGGCACAUCUUUUUGUUCCGAUAAACUGGUCCAAUUCCACCUUGAUUUUACAACUUCAUGGUUUGACUUUCAAAGAACGUCCUCUGAUGGUGUUUCAAGUUCAAAUAGUUGUGACCUGAUGUAGCAGGAUUUGUCUUACACCAAGGUGGGACUUCAGCCAAUUUGUUUCCUAUUUUUGGCUUGUGGUAGGAGCCAUAAAAUAAUUGGAACUGGAUUUUUUGUUUUCUGUUUUUGAAACUAGGUUGGCAUUUUAAUACAUUUCUCUGUUUAUUUUGCCAUUUUAGAGUCUCUAUGUUCUCAUGUAGGGUAGUUUCCCCUUUGUAAGCAAAGUGUCCUUGCUAUUCACUGUCUAGAGGUGAGUUGUGGGGCUUGAAGGAACUACCUGGGUAACUGGAUUUGAUGACUUAAACAGAUCUGUACUACAUGUUAAGUCCAAAAUGAUGUACAAGAGCAUCUGUGCUGUCUCAGACAUGUAAAACCCUCAAAGCCUGUCAGUUCUUGCUACAGCAGGUAGCAAGGUAGGCUCAGGAUUCCUGCUAACGUGAAAUGAGACAGAGCUGAAACCCUCAUGUCUUUACAGAUGUUGCUGCUGCAGCUCUCUGUAGUUUCCUUUCUUACUAAAGACCGCAUUUCCCUCAACAGAGCUGCUUUGCUUCUCAACUUGUGUGGCAUGGCAAGUGUCCCAGCUGUUGGAUGAACUGUUCUUAUGAGAGGACACUGUGGAAAUUAACUUGCCUCUGGAAAAAAACCCUUUUUACCAGUAUUUUAUACAUGAAGGGGCAAGGGUGGGACAUGAUGUGAUUCAUGUGAUGUGAAUAAAGAUUAUUUUUUUUUCAACCAAA